GGUUCCGCCUCCCCUGGCCGGCGCGCACUCACGCCCACCGCGGCUCGGGCUGGCGGAGCGCCGGCGAGAGUGCGCGCGCCGCGGGAGCCGCUCCGGCCUCUCCACGCACUCUGCUCAGGGCGUCUUGAGAGCCUGGGAACGUGAACAGGCUUGAAGUAUGGCAUGUUGCGAAGAUGGUUUCUGCCAAGAAGGUGCCCGCGAUCGCGCUGUCCGCCGCGGUCAGUUUCGCCCUCCUGCACUGCCUGUGCCUGGCGGCUUGUUUAAACGAAUCCCCAGGACAGAACCACAAGGAGGAGAAAUUGUGCCCGGAAAAUUUCACCCGCAUCCUGGACAGUUUGCUGGAUGGUUAUGACAACAGGCUUCGUCCCGGAUUUGGGGGUCCUGUUACAGAAGUAAAAACUGACAUAUAUGUCACCAGCUUUGGACCUGUUUCUGAUGUUGAAAUGGAAUACACAAUGGAUGUAUUCUUCAGACAGACAUGGAUUGACAAAAGACUCAAAUAUGAUGGCCCUAUUGAAAUCUUGAGAUUGAAUAAUAUGAUGGUAACAAAAGUGUGGACCCCUGAUACUUUCUUCAGGAAUGGAAAGAAAUCUGUUUCACAUAAUAUGACAGCUCCAAAUAAGCUUUUUAGAAUUAUGAGAAAUGGCACUAUUUUGUAUACAAUGAGACUCACCAUAAGUGCGGAGUGUCCCAUGAGAUUGGUGGAUUUUCCCAUGGAUGGUCAUGCUUGCCCUUUGAAAUUUGGGAGUUAUGCAUAUCCGAAGAGUGAGAUGAUCUACACCUGGACAAAAGGGCCAGAAAAGUCAGUCGAAGUGCCAAAGGAAUCAUCCAGCUUAGUUCAAUAUGACUUGAUUGGGCAAACCGUAUCAAGUGAAACUAUCAAAUCGAUUACGGGUGAAUAUAUUGUUAUGACGGUUUACUUCCACCUCAGACGGAAGAUGGGCUAUUUCAUGAUUCAGACGUAUAUUCCAUGCAUAAUGACAGUGAUUCUUUCUCAAGUGUCGUUCUGGAUAAAUAAGGAAUCAGUUCCAGCUAGGACUGUAUUUGGAAUAACCACAGUUCUCACCAUGACCACACUGAGCAUCAGUGCACGCCAUUCUUUGCCCAAAGUGUCCUAUGCUACUGCCAUGGACUGGUUCAUUGCUGUCUGCUUUGCUUUUGUGUUUUCGGCCCUUAUUGAAUUUGCUGCUGUCAACUAUUUCACCAAUAUUCAAAUGGAAAAAGCCAAAAGGAAGGCAUCAAAAACCCCUCAGGAAAAUCCAGCUGCUCCAGUGCUAAGAGAAAAGCAGACUGAAGCACCUCUGCAGAAUACAAAUGCCAAUUUGAACAUGAGGAAAAGAACAAAUGCCUUGGUUCAUGCUGAAUCAGAUGUUGGCAGCAGAACUGAGGUAGGAAACCAUUCAAGCAAAUCUCCCACAGUUGUUCAAGAAUCUUCUGAAACCAAACUUCAGACUUACUUAGCUUCCAGUCCAAACCCAUUCAGCCAAGCAAAUGCAGCUGAAACUAUAUCUGCUGCGAGAGCGCUGACACCGGCUCCUUCAGCUCCUAGUCAGACUGCGUGUGUGUCUAGACAAGCUUCGCUUGGAUCUGCUUCUACUCAGCAUGUGUUUGGAUCAAGACUGGGGAGGAUUAAGACCACAGUUAAUACCGCAGGGGCUUCUGGGAAGUUGCCAGUCUGCACUCCUCCCCCUGCUCCUCCACCCUCUGGAUCUGGCGCAAGUAAAAUAGACAAAUAUGCCCGUAUUCUCUUUCCAGUCACCUUUGGAGCAUUUAACAUGGUCUAUUGGGUUGUUUAUUUAUCUAAGGACACUAUGGAGAAAUCAGAGAGCCUAAUGUAAUUUUGUUGUAUAGUAGUUUCAUAAAAGAUGAUUUAAAUGUAGACUGUCUUUUAAAAUGUUUUUAAAGAUAGCUAUUCUUUACUAAAAUAAAAAUUAUGUGUAAUUUUUCAAUUUAAAAAAUAUAACCCAGUUAUUGGGAGAGUUAAUUUUUCAGCAAAGGAUAAGUGAACCAUCUUACUUCUGAGAAAGACACUUUAAAAGUGAUCAUUCAGCAUUCAAGUAAGAUGGAGUGUAGACUAUACAGAAAGUUGAGAAGAUAAAUAUAAGGCUAUUAGAGGUAUGGGUUACACAUUUUUGCAUUGAAAUUUGAAAAAAGACUAUUGAAAUGUUUAAAUAAACCCUAUAAAUAUCAACCAGCCAUCCCAAAUUUCUCAGUGGCACUGUCCUUAACCAGAAGUGUUUAUCAGAUAUCAUUUGUAGUGAGCUUUGGAGAUUCUUUCAGUUCCUGCAAGAAAAGGACUUUCCUUGUUAAGAAAACAUUGAUAAAAGGAAAAUGGACCAAAACAAAUACUGAUCAAGGGAGUGAAGUCUCCUGCAUGAAAGACAAAGACAUAGGCCAGGGAAAAUGUGUUCCCUUUCAUAUGCUGGCCAAAUAGUUCUUAAUAGUUGACUUGAAAUUUUGUGCUCUGAGCCAAAGUUCAACUAAUUAUAGGAAUUAUUUUUUUACAGUAGCUCAUUCAGUUCUGUGCUCUGUUCAUUCACUACAUAGUUACUCAACAUAGAGCCUGCUGUGCUAGGCACUGUGUCCUAGGAAAGCUCUUUCACCUUUAUCUACAAUAUUACUUAAAUAGAGUAGUCAAUGCAUGCUCAAGAACCAUAAACCAGCAGAGGACAUUGCAUUCUUUAAUGAAAGAAAUUUAUUUAGUCUGGCAACAUAUCCAAAAUUAUUUGUUUCUCGUAUAUCGAUAGAGGGUAACUAGUAUAUUUUUUCACAUAGCUACUUUGAGGUACGUAAAUAAUAGUACAACUUCAGAUACUGGUUUUCAAAAUAUAAUGAAAAUGUGGUACAGAUUGUUCUGUAAUUGAAAAGUGCUAUGUACCUGCAAAUAAAAAUCUGGGAACUAUAAAACUGAAUAGAUUACCUGUCUCAGAUUUUAUCAGAGUUACCUAAUAGAAUCAGAUCAGAAUCAUGGGAUCAUCAGAAAUAGGAAUUCAACUCCCUUUUCAGAUGUUUUUCCAAACAUAGAUCUAUAUUUGAUGGUGAAAUGCUAAUCUUCUUGGGAAUUUGGUGUCUCUAGUUCUGUAUUUCUGGGCAAGUUUUGUGUUUAUGUUUUGGGAGUUUUGUUAAGGUUUCAUAAUUCACAUGAGUAUUUUAAAGCUAAAGGAGCUGCAAAGACAAGGAGUGAGGGAGAAAUCAUAGUCACAGGGUACAACCCACUGACUAUUAUAUUAUGCAAUUUUUCAGGAUUUUCAUGUACUGACUUUCCUUUCAUUAGGUAGGCUUAACAAAAUAACUGACUAUCUGGGAGCUGUCUUAUGCAGCUCAGUUCAGGUCUGAUUUGGUGUUGUUUUGUUGCUUUUGAAUUUCUCUUCUAUACCUCUUUCUACCAGUUUCAGAGGAUAUGAAUGAGUGUUUCUGGGGAACAUUUUGAUAGAAA
Oryctolagus cuniculus (rabbit) is the source of this 3436-nucleotide messenger RNA. It is a transcript of the gene GABRA4, whose product is annotated as gamma-aminobutyric acid type A receptor subunit alpha4. Gene Ontology annotation, molecular function: GABA-A receptor activity; extracellular ligand-gated monoatomic ion channel activity. The record is from RefSeq and is a predicted model, not a curated record. Gene Ontology annotation, biological process: monoatomic ion transmembrane transport; gamma-aminobutyric acid signaling pathway; chloride transport. Lineage: Eukaryota; Metazoa; Chordata; Mammalia; Lagomorpha; Leporidae. Gene Ontology annotation, cellular component: membrane.